Mus caroli (Ryukyu mouse) is the source of this 8940-nucleotide messenger RNA. It is a transcript of the gene Map4, whose product is annotated as microtubule associated protein 4. Lineage: Eukaryota; Metazoa; Chordata; Mammalia; Rodentia; Muridae. Gene Ontology annotation, molecular function: microtubule binding. The record is from RefSeq and is a predicted model, not a curated record. Gene Ontology annotation, biological process: microtubule cytoskeleton organization; neuron projection development. Gene Ontology annotation, cellular component: neuron projection.
AGUGGAUCACAUGAUUAACAGUGGGAGGUAUCUAGUGUAGAUUAUUCUUGCUGGAGAAAAAGAUUUUAAAUUUCCUUGUGUCAGAAAUGUGGCGGCCUGGUGCUUGUCGGCAGAUCCAAGUUAAAUUCUGUCAUAACUGAACCCAAGUUGCCUGCAUAGUUCUUGCAGUCGCAGUGGUACAGAAUGGCCGACCUCAGUCUUGUGGAUGCAUUGACAGAACCACCUCCAGAAAUUGAGGGAGAAAUAAAGCGAGACUUCAUGGCUGCACUGGAGGCAGAGCCCUAUGAUGACAUUGUGGGAGAGACUGUGGAGAAAACUGAGUUUAUUCCUCUCCUGGAUGGUGAUGAGAAAACCGGGAACUCAGAAUCCAAAAAGAAACCCUGCUUAGACACCAGCCAGGUUGAAGGUAUCCCAUCUUCUAAACCAACACUACUAGCCAAUGGUGAUCAUGGAAUGGAGGGGAAUAACACUGCAGGGUCACCAACUGACUUCCUCGGAGAGACAGUGGACUAUCCGGAUUAUCAGAACAGCCAGAACUGGCCAGAAGAUACAAGCUUUUGUUUCCAGCCUCAGCAAGUGUUAGAUACUAACCAGGCUGAGCCCUUUAACGUGCACCAUGAUGAUGCUUUGGCAGAUCUGCUCUUUGUCUCCAGUGGACCCACAAAGGCUUCUGCAUUUACAGAGCAAAACAAUCCGUCAGAAGACAGUUAUGGUAUGCUUCCCUGUGACUCAUUUGCUUCCACGGCUGUUGUAUCUCAGGAGUGGUCUGUGGGAGCCCCAAACUCUCCACACUCAGAGUCCUGUGUCUCCCCAGAGGUUACUAUAGAAACCCUACAGCCAGCAACAGAGCUCUCCAAGGCAGCAGAAGUGGAAUCAGUGAAAGAGCAGCUGCCAACUAAAGCAUUGGAAAUGAUGACAGAGCAGACCACUGAUGUGGUGCACUCUCCAUCCACAGACACAGAGGUAACACUGCCUAAAGACAUAGAAGACAUCACCAAGCCAGAUGUGAUAUUGGCAAAUGUCACUGAAUCGGAUAUGCUCCUGGCCCAGGACAUGGAACUACUCAGAGGAACAGAGGCAGCCCACGCUAACAAUAUCAUAUUGCCUACAGAACCAGACGUAUCUUCAACCAAGGAUGUAGCACCACCUAUGGAAGAAGAAAUUGUCCCAGGCAAUGAUAUGACAUCCCUCAAAGAAACAGAGACAACACUUCCAAUACAAAUGGACUUGGCACCACCCGAGGAUGUGUUACUUACCAAAGAAACAGAACUAGCCCCAGCCAAGGACAUGGUUUCACUCUCAGAAAUAGAAGUGGCUCUGGCAAAGAAUGAUGAGUCCUCUGCAGAAAUACCUUUGACUCAGGAGACGGUGGUCUCAGAAACAGAGGUGGUCCUGGCAACAGAGGUGGUACUGCCCUCAGAUCCCAUAACGACAUUGACAAAGGAUGUGACACUCCCCUUAGAAGCAGAGGGACCCCUAGUGACGGACAUGACUCCAUCUCUGGAAACAGAAAUGACCCUAGGCGAAGAGACAGCUCCACCCACAGAAACAAAUUUGGGUAUGGCCAAAGACAUGUCUCCACUCCCAGAAUCAGAAGUGGCUCUGGGCAAGGACGCGGUUAUACUUCCAGAAACAAAGGUGACUGAAUUUAACAAUGUGACUCCACUUUCAGAAGAGGUAACCUCAGUCAAGGACAUGUCUCCGUCUGCAGAAACACAGGCUCCCCUGACUAAGAAUGCCGAUCUGCACUCAGGAACAGAGCUGAUUGUGGACAACAGCAUGGCUCCAGCCUCGGAUCUUGCACUGCCCUUGGAAACAAAAGUAGCAACAGUUCAAAUGAAAGACAAAGGAACUGUACAGACUGAAGAAGAACUAAGUGAAGACUCCCAGUUAGAAUCUAUACAGCACAAGGGACAGUCAGCAGUACCUCCUUGCAUGGCUUCACCAGAACCAGUCAAAGCUGCAGAACAAAAGUCUACCUUGCCAAUAGAUGCAGCUUCUCCAUUAGAGAACUUAGAGCAGAAGGAAACAUCUGGCAGCCAGCCUUCUGAGCCUUGCUCUGGUUUCCCUUCCUCACAAGGUAAACACGUUUGCAGACCCAAUGACCGCAGGUCAGCCCGGUCUAAACCUGCCAGGGUCCCUCCUGAGCUACUGGAAGGUUCUCCUCCAUGGAAGAUUCUUGAUCCCAAGCUGGGCCCCUGCCCAUUUUCUGAAUUGGGUUGGGUCUCUGGUUCAUCUUCCGGUGGUGAGCAUGGGAACCAAAGAAAAGUUAUUCAUGCUGAAUUCCUACCCCAGAGAGAUCAUGGCAGGGAAGCCAGGGAUAUAGAGAGCAUGCCAAUGAUGAUGAAGAAAAAGAAGAAGAAACCAAAGCAAAAAAGAUAUCCUCAGUCCCGAGCUGGGGGACCUUGGGAUGACGAUAAUGCAGAAGAGCGCCAUGUUGCUCAUGGGCCUCUGAAGUCAGGUGUGGGCCCUAGCCAGCCUACUACUGUGGACACAGAAUGUGGAUUUGUGUCCAGAGAAGUCUGGAAGCGUGACUGUGCAGAGUGUCCUGGGGUUACUUCAUGUCCAGAACAGCCUCCCGAAAUCGUGGUAAAAGCUCAGCUCAAGCAGAGAGUAGAAGAUGACCACAGAGAUAAAAGCCUGCUAUCAGGGAACCAAGAUAAGAACUUGCUGCAGCAAGAGGAAGAGAGAGCCCCAGCUACAUCACACCUGAAGUCUUCAGUGGGUACAGGCAGGGCAGUGAGUCCAUCGAGUGUGAAAGGAACCCCAGGUGACAGCACUACACACAAAGUGACAGCUCUGCAAGGCAGCUGUUCCCCUUUACUGGCCCAAGAUAUUAUGAAUAAAGUUCCAAAACCCACAACAGAGAAAGUGCUGCCAAGUCUGACCCUCCCUUCCUCAGCAGACCAUCCAUUAGAAGACGGUCUGAAGGCAGAGAGUGGUGGAAGUAGAGCAGCUGCACUGCAGGUUCCUGAUGCCGUCGGGGCCAUUAAAGAACUGAGACCAGACACAACCCCGGAACAAAGACAAGGAACCAGCCUGCUUGCUUCCAAAGAGCUUAAAGACCAAGAAUUAAUUCAAGCUCCUGGGCCAGAGAAUGAGCUGUUUAAGAAAAUGACAGACGAUAGCAAAAGCAGGAAGGGAAGGGGUCCUGGGAAAGUCAGAGCAGGCUCAGGGAAGUCGGGAGCCAAAGCUGAGGUGCCAUUCCUUCUGACCAGUGACAAGGAGGGGAAAGCUGUACCUUCGCCAAGUGAGCCAGUCCCUGAAACUGGAGUAGUGAGUAUUAAGGAUCCUAGAAGAGGGCUAUGCUUGGAGUCUUCUAAGCAACCAGGGGCCUUUACUGAUCUCACUGAGGCAGUGCUGAGGGUGGCAGAAGAGGUGGUUGAUGGUGGUGUGGGAGGCACCUUGCAGCCAUUAAUUCCUUUGGAAAGUGGGUCAAGUUUGACUCAGACUUUGAAUGCUAGGACAGAAAGAAGAGCUGAGGUUAAAAAUAUGGGCACCAGUAAACAGAGCAAGGAAGGGAAGUGUCCUUGGAUGGAUCAUGAGUCAACCCCCUGGGUUUCUGAAAAGACUAAAAAGAGAGGCAAUGAAGGCAGGAACAAAAAGUUUAAAAAUAAUUACCCUGUACAGCCUAGCAGAGCGGAGGGCAGGGAGGAAAUCGCAAGCUCACCUUGUGUAGAAAAGCACAGUGAUGAUGGUAAUGUUGCCCAUAAAAACAGUGAACUAGGACAGGGUUCCCCCAAAAUACACGCUCCUUUGUUCUCACACACAUCAGGUAUAGCUACAGAGGAAGGUGCUGACCUCAAGAGUAAGAAGGAUGAGUCUAAUUCUAUUCAACUUGGGGAUCUUGCAGGGAAUAAAACAAACUCAGUCCAAAGUUCUGCUGUUACUACUGAACCAGCUGCCAAGGUGACAGAUUUGAGCUCCACAGGCCCAAUCCAGGGGGCAGGAUUUGUUCCCUCAGUAGGAACUGAGGAAAACAAGACCUGUGUAGCCAAGGGACAGGCUGCAGUGCCCAGGAAACCUAACAAAAGGAGCAAUGAUGGGAAAUGUAAAAAGGCUCAGAGCAGCUUUCCUGAGAUUAAGACAGAUAUAACAAAUCCCACAAAAGCCACGGGAGACUGCAGAAUUGAGGGAAUGGGGUAUGUGGAUGAAAAUAGAAAUAUUACAUUUACCUCUGGGAGAGCACCUUCGGGGCUGAUGGGUAAAUCAAUUUCUCUAGAGGCUGUGGGAUCAGCAGGCUGUGAAAUGAUGCCCUGCCCUAUUCCUCAAGUAGGAAAGGAAAAUAAUUCCUUCCCAGACAAUUCCAGAAAAAGUGAGCAAAAAAAUAAUAACUUCAAAUUAUUCCCACAAGAUACAUGUAGCAAAGAUGGAGUCCCAGGUCAAGAAAGGCCCAAGGCUCCCCCUGCUGCUAUGUCCUCUACUAGUACAAAAGGAGUUACUGGGACUUCUACAGAAGCCCAAGAGAAGUUUAGCAGUCUUGGAGAUCACUCUCUUAAGAAUAAAGGUGGGCUUGCUGAUUACAGGGAAAAUGGAGUAGGGAUAACCCCUGAAAGGCAUGUGGUAGGGAAACCUGUGUCAGAGCAGCACCAGUCCUCUGAGCACUCAGCACAGCAUGCCACAGAGCCCACUAAAGGACACUUACUUCCUGCUGUGUUCACAGAAAGCCAGAGCCUUCCAGAAGAGGUCAGAGUCCUAGACACACAUGCAGAUAGUGGUAAUUUGCCAGUGUCUCUGAUAAAGGAAGAGAAGAGAAAUGAGAAAGACUCUGCCCCAGUUAGAAAUCCUGACCCUCUUAGACAGAAAAUAGAGAAAUUCAGUUUGUCUGAUGAUCAAAAUGAGAAAGAGAGAGAUUCCAAGGGCCCAGAGAGUUUGGAUAAGAAGGUAGCUAUCACUCUUUUGCCUCCAGAAAAUGAAAAGGAUAAAUUAAAAGAAGCUAGUCUGUCAUGUGAAGUCACAACAUUGGAACGCAUUUCCACAUCAGCAACAGAACUUGAGUGUGAUAUUUUGUGUGACAGUGUUGAGGGGGGAAGUAAAGUAGUGGUGACUGCUUCCGAGGACCCUCAAGUCCCAGAGGUCAGAGCUCCUCAGAAGGUGACAGGGCUGUCAGAACUGAAGGUGCUGGGUGAAAGGAAGAAGGAAGAUAAAGGCAGAAUGGCAGAGCCAAUGAAAGGCUACAUGAGACCCACCAAAUCUCGAGGACUCACUCCAGAUCUGCCAAAGUCUGCAAGUCAGGAAAGAGAGAGAUCCAAGCUGCUCAAGUCCAGUGGAGUAUCCCGGCAAGAAGAAGGAAAGGCUGCUGUAGGUGUGACUGGAAAUGACAUCACUACCCCACCAAACAAGGAGCUACCACCAAGCCCAGAAAAGAAAGCAAAGCCUUUGGCCACCACUCAACCUGCAAAGACUUCAACAUCGAAAGCCAAAACACAGCCCACUUCUCUCCCUAAGCAACCAGCUCCCACCACCUCUGGUGGGCUGAAUAAAAAACCCAUGAGCCUCGCCUCAGGCUCAGUGCCAGCUGCCCCACACAAACGCCCUGCUGCUGCCACUGCUACUGCCAGGCCUUCCACCCUACCUGCCAGAGAAGUGAAGCCAAAGCCAAUUACAGAAGCUAAGGCUGCCGAAAAGCGGACCUCGCCAUCCAAGACCUCAUCUGCCCCGGCCCUCAAACCUGGACCUAAAACCACCCCAACCGUUUCAAAAGCCACAUCUCCCUCAACUCUUGUUUCCACUGGACCAAGUAGUAGAAGUCCAGCUACAACUCUGCCUAAGAGGCCAACCACCAUCAAGACUGAGGGAAAACCUGCUGAUGUCAAAAGGAUGACUGCUAAGUCUGCCUCAGCUGACUUGAGUCGCUCAAAGACCACCUCUGCCAGUUCUGUGAAGAGAAACACCACUCCCACUGGGGCAGCACCCCCAGCAGGAAUGACUUCCACUCGAGUCAAGCCCAUGUCUGCACCUAGCCGCUCUUCUGGGGCUCUUUCUGUGGACAAGAAGCCCACUUCCACUAAGCCUAGCUCCUCUGCUCCCAGGGUGAGCCGCCUGGCCACAACUGUUUCUGCCCCUGACCUGAAGAGUGUUCGCUCCAAGGUUGGCUCUACAGAAAACAUCAAACACCAGCCUGGAGGAGGCCGGGCCAAAGUAGAGAAAAAAACAGAGGCAGCUACCACAGCUGGGAAGCCUGAACCUAAUGCAGUCACUAAAGCAGCCGGCUCCAUUGCGAGUGCACAGAAACCGCCUGCUGGGAAAGUCCAGAUAGUAUCCAAAAAAGUGAGCUACAGCCAUAUUCAAUCCAAGUGUGGUUCCAAGGACAAUAUUAAGCAUGUCCCUGGAGGUGGCAAUGUUCAAAUUCAGAACAAGAAAGUGGACAUAUCCAAGGUCUCCUCCAAGUGUGGGUCCAAAGCUAAUAUCAAGCACAAGCCUGGUGGAGGAGAUGUCAAGAUUGAAAGUCAGAAGUUGAACUUCAAGGAGAAGGCCCAAGCCAAAGUGGGAUCCCUUGAUAACGUGGGCCACUUGCCUGCAGGAGGUGCCGUGAAGACUGAGGGCGGUGGCAGUGAGGCCCUUCCGAGUCCAGGCCCCCCCGCUGGGGAGGAGCCAGUCAUCCCUGAGGCUGCGCCUGACGCUGGCGCCCCUACUUCAGCCAGUGGCCUCAGUGGCCACACCACCCUGUCAGGGGGUGGUGACCAAAGGGAGCCCCAGACCUUGGACAGCCAGAUCCAGGAGACAAGCAUCUAAUGAUGACAUUCUGGUCUCGUCUUCCAUCUCCCCUGUGUUCCCUCUCUUGUCUCCCCCCUUGUUACCCUCUCCCAUCCCUCCUCACGUGUCACUGCAGAUUGAGACCUACAGGCUGACGUUCCGGGCAAAUGCCAGGGCCCGCACCGACCAUGGGGCUGACAUUGUCUCCCGGCCUCCCCACUUCCCUGGUGGCCCAAGCUUGGGGUCUCGAGUCCUGGGCUCCUUUUCCCGGGCUGUCUACUAGACUUGUAAGCUCUUGGGUGCUGGGCAGCCCCUUUAGGCCUCCCUCCCUCCUGCCUCGCUUGCUCAGGGCAGCAGCAGCCCCACUCGCUGCCAUUACACCUCCUUCCACCCCUUUCUGGGCCAACUCCAACUUCGCUAUCUCACCACUGCACCACUGCACCAUGGAGAAAGUGGGGCGGGGAUGGUAGUCCAGUGGGAUCUCUGUGGGAUCUACGGGUGAGGAGCUGGAUUCCAGCCUUGAUUGUUUGGUUUUUUUGGACCAAACCCAAAAGAAACUGACAAACCCUCCCUCUCUUCCCUGGCUCAACCUGGAGGGACUGGUAAAGGUGAACUCCAGUGGAGACCAGCACCGACUGAAUCCCUGGAACCUCACCACUCCUUGACCCCACGGUGGAAGCCACCAUGUAGCUGGUACCAGGCCCUUUUGCUGCCCCGCCUCAAGUUAGUCAAGGUUCAGUCCUCCUUGUCCCCACAACUUAUCGUACCUAAGUAGCUGCUGUCUCACUUUUUUAUUCUUUCCCCUCCCAAUAACUUAUGAACGGGUGGUGUAGUUUGCAGGUUGAAGCCAUGUCUAAAUGAGAGUUCUCAGUAGGUGGUGAGGGACGUGGGGAAGGAGAUCCCGAGUCUCCACUGAGGAGGCUGUCAGAUAUUGUUGGGGGUUGCCCUACUCUGGGCAGCUUGGGCCCUGUGGGAAGAAGUGAAGUCAGACGCUAGGGUGGGUCAGUGUGGCUGAUUGUGUUGGUAUUGUGUGUAUGCUGCUUUUCUAACCAAGAGGCUGGUUUUGGCAUCUAUCUCAUUCCCUGGGAAUCCGGUGAUUAAUGUGUGAUACAAAACCAGGGCUGGAGAAACAGAAAUGAAGGUCAAAAUCGCUGGCCUGUACCUGCAGGCCGUAGCACCCAAAUCCUCAUAUCUAGGGGAGCCUGAGAUGUCCAGAGCGCUUGUGAACAGUGGGGAAUCAGGUGUGAAAAUUUAAAACUAAAAUGCAUGAGACUGAGGCCAUCCAGUCUUCUGGUGUGACUGGAGAGGUGGAGCCAUGGUGGUGCAGCCAUCCCAGCGUGGUCUGCUCAUGGAUGGGAUGGCUGCAAUGUUGAGAAAAUCCCGGGAAUUUUAUCAACACAAGAUUCUUAUUGCACUUGUAUUUUUUGUAUUAAAGUUUGCAUGGUUUCUAAUAAAGGAUUCAAACCUAAGUUUGUAUUGAAAUGGCCUGGGAGUGUCUAAGGGCUCCUCUGAUAGGGCAUUUUCUGCUGGGCAGAUUUGCCUCUCAGGAGGCUGGCCCAGACUUGGUCCCCUUGGCCCUCCUCCUAACAGACUCUGCCUUUGCUUGGGUACAGUUUGAAGAGGUAGAGGUCUUUACUCUUUCUGCCAAGGGAAGGUAUCCCUGGGCUUGAAGGUCUUCUCCAUUUAUGAGGUAGCAGUUACUUUGUGAUAAUCUUGACACUGAAUCCCCAGCUCUCGAAGCACAUACAAAGAAUUGCUGGGACCUGUGGAAAAAAGACUGCCUGAGCUGGGGAGUGGCUUUCUUCCCAAGCUGUCAGAACUAAGCUUGGAGCCUGCAUUGUCUGUAUUUUGCAGCAAUAGUGGCCCAUGGAGCUGGGAGGGACGCAGUGGGGACCAGGGUAGCGAUGGCUGAGCGCAUACAGGUACUUGCUACCUUCCUUGAUGUUGAUCUUGGGGCCUUGAAGAUGCUAAGGAAAUUGACAACAAACAAGUCCAUUGGCCAAGGAUUAGAGAAAGGAAGGUAGCCCAAGCUCUGUAGGUAGCUCCCUGGAAGGAUCCCAAGAGCCAGAGAACCUGAGAAGGCUGGUCUAGCAGCUUGGGACCACAGGCCAUGUGAUGUGCAUACUUCAAAAUGUUUGGGAAUAAGAUCCUUCUGUAUUUUAUAGUUUGCUCAUGGCUUAGCCAUUACCCAUGUCUGUAAUUGUUGUACUGAUUUAAACAAUAAAGCUGCCUGACAUCCCACCA